Anisakis simplex (herring worm) is the source of this 264-nucleotide messenger RNA. The record is from the annotation of a GenBank genome assembly. NCBI's taxonomy places the organism in Eukaryota, Metazoa, Nematoda, Chromadorea, Rhabditida, Anisakidae.
AUGCAACGUCCCGGUACGAAAACGGCUCAAAGUUUCCACACUACCACAACGGAAUCACAAAACCGGAAAGUAACGUCAAGUGUUGAGACAAAAGAUGACACCGACACUACGACAACAAAAAUAACGAAUGAAGGUGACUUGUUAUCUGAUCAAACUGGCCAACGAGCCAGAGAUCUGGCUGCAACUCUCUGCGAUGUACCGUCAGUGGACGCGAAAACAUCCGAGAAAACGCAAAAAGAUAGAAAACGGUCGUGUUCGUCUUGA